Molecule: messenger RNA, 1213 nt
Organism: Bombus pyrosoma
Lineage: Eukaryota; Metazoa; Arthropoda; Insecta; Hymenoptera; Apidae
Exons: 3
Coding region: 176-550 (124 amino acids)
Source: RefSeq, a predicted model, not a curated record
GAUAACCUAUUUCAGUUAAAAUAAUAGGGAUUGUUUCAAUGAUUUUCACAGUUUAAAUAUCACGAUUUAUUUCCAACAACUUUUAAAUGUGCGUUUAAAUUAAGCGUUUGUGAAUGUUACGACCGAAGAGAAGUUAUGUUCUUACCGUAAAGUUGAUUGGAAGUGAGGAUCGGUGAUGAUGAUGUCAAGAAGGAAAACUAGCGAUGGGUUCUGCCUGCCCCCUACCAACUGUCGCUCGCAGGAUUGGCGUGGAAAUCCUAUUGUGCUCUGGUCACCAGCUGUGGAACCGGCAGUUCCUGGUGUCGAAAGGUUCCUGUCUGAACAGCCGUCCGACGCGAUAAACCAAGGGAGUUACUAUCAAGUUCCUUUAAUGAUGGGAGUUAUGGAAGUCGAAUUUAGCGGUAUAGCUGCUUUGUAUGAAAAUGCCACAUUAGGAAGUAAUUCUGUGUACCCUGAGUUGAACGAUAAUUGGAAUACUCUCGCUCCGAUCAUAUUUAUGUACGAUCGUAAUACAUCGCGAUCGAAUUACGUCAAUAGGGAAUUACGAUAAUUCUAUUUCAACGAUCAGCCACUUAGCUCGGCUAGCUACAGAAAGCUCGGUGACGUACGUAUCAAAUUCUCUUCGUGCUCUAAUUGUAAUUUGUUUUCCAUUGAAAUCAUAAACAAAAUAUCAAAUCUUUUUCAGACAUAUGAUGAUGCUAUAACUAAAUUUCCUAUGUAUCGAAUAAUCAAGUUAUUCGCAACGUAUUCGAAAUUCCCGGUAUACUUUUAUAAAUUUGCUUUCCAAGGACCAUAUUUUACGUGUUUACGUGUCCUUCAGGUGUAUGUCAUCAUGACGAUCUGCAGUAUCUUUUCUUCAUAAAGAGCCGCUUUCCGUACUUCAACAGCGACGCACCAGAGAUUCCUAUGGUGGAAAUUUCUACCAGCAUAUGAUCGAACUUUGUUAUGAAUGGCGAACCGAUCCGCAAGCACGAUGGUCAACUCAGGAAUGUAGGAUGGGGUAGAUUGGUAUCCGAGCAUAGCAAUUUUCUGGAGCUGAAUCUUUAUCCAUCGAUCAAAAUUGAGUUCUUUCCUGAAAGAAUGGGAGAAUGGGAAAGAUUGUUCCCUGCACACUAAGUCUCAAAUGCGAUGAAACAUUAAACACAUAAAUAAGAACCUAUUUCUGUGAUUGCUAAUUUUAUAUUAAGUAUUUUCAAUAGAAUAUUACGCAAGU